GACAUUAUACUGACGUUUGUUUCCCAUCAAUUCAUUUUAUUUUGUAAAUACUGAAUGUGAUAAUUCUUACUUAGAUUAUUAGUUAAAUAGUGGUGAAUCUAUGAAGAAAGACAUUAUAAAUAAAUGUAUUCUUAUGUGUCAACGUAACAUACAUAUUUUUAAUUUAUAAAAAUACCAAAAUAUGGCCUUGGUUGCUUACGAUAAUAGUGAUGGAAGUGAUUAUGAAGAUGAUGAAAAUGAGACCCACGUUAUUACUCCUGCUACAUCUUUAAACCAAGCUUUGCAAGGUUUACCACCCAAAAUAUCCAACGUUGUUGAUCAAAAAGAUCCCGACGAUGACCAGAGUCUCUUUAUUGAACUACCAAAACCUACCAAUCAAAAAACAUUAGUUAAGGAAGAGGAUGAUGAAUUUCUUCAUAAAAAGGCAACAAUAAGUGAAGUUGCAAAACCCAAGUCAAGAAUUACCGUACCCUCUUUGAAUGAUUUUAAAGAUGUUGAAGAUACAGUUCCAAGUGUGAGACCAAAACCUACAAAUGGGAAGAAGUCAGGUCUCCUCAGUAUAUUGCCACAGCCUAAAAAUGGUACAAGUAUAUCAACCAAAAUGUUAGUUCCACAGUCAGUUUCUAAUAAACCACAGACAGCAUCAGUUAAGAAAAAAGGUCCACUGCCAUCUCCAAUGAAAAAAGCUAAAGUGGAAACAAAGAAUUUAUUAUUAGCUGACUAUUCUGAUGAUAGUGAUGAAGACAUACAAAAUGACUUUUUCUCUAUUCAUAAGGCGGUGGAAUUGCCCCCUGCUGACACACCCUUGGACAUUGACAUUGUCAGUUCCGAAGUAGAGUCAUCAAGUCAAAAGGAACCAAGAAGUAUUGAAUCUUAUUUCAAAAAGGAAGAACAUGUGGAGUUGGAGCCAGAUUUUGUAGAACCUGAAUAUGAUGUUAACCCUGAUGCUUAUCAAAGUGUAGAUGACAGUAAUGAUACAAAUAAUGAAGCUGUCCUAGAUGAAGAAGCUAUAUUAAAAUUGUGUGGCACAAGAGGAAAGCGCAAACGUGAAGAGAUUCAAAUAGUUGAUGUGAAUCAACAAGAAGUUCUUAAGGAUGCAAGGGAAAUGCUGCUCAGAGGUCUGAUGGAUGAUACAACAAAAAGGCAAUCGCACAGUAAGAAACGUGGCAAUGAACCAACCAGUCAGCAAAAGCGAAAGCACCAGAUAACAUAUUUGGCACAUCAAGCUAAAGCAAAUGAGGCUGAACUUCAGAACCAAUGGGCGAACAACAGGAUGACAAAGAGACAGACACAAUCAAAAUAUGGUUUUUAAGUAGGUAAUAACAUAUUUGUAAAAAUAAAUGUAUAAAGAAAAC
Zerene cesonia (dogface butterfly) is the source of this 1355-nucleotide messenger RNA. Its product is annotated as proline-rich protein PRCC. NCBI's taxonomy places the organism in Eukaryota, Metazoa, Arthropoda, Insecta, Lepidoptera, Pieridae. Bases 182 to 1312 code for a protein of 376 amino acids. The transcript is spliced from 6 exons. Gene Ontology annotation, cellular component: nucleus. The record is from RefSeq and is a predicted model, not a curated record.